AAACUCACAUGAUUUCAGUCGGAACUCGAUUAGGUUUGCACUAUUUAUCUUCCGCUCCGGGCGGAAGUAUUACUUAAUGGUUUAGCUAGCUGGGUUAAAUUCAAUAUGUACUCCCACGGUUCCGAAAGUUUAAUUAAACAAGCAAGGGAGAUCCAGGAGUCUGAGCUGCAGAAGUUUUACAGCAGGUUAACUAAGUUGCUCCAGGUGAAAGAUCAUGGUCACGAGACUGUUGACAGCUUGGAAAGACUGCGACUCAUCCUCUCUGCUACAAAAUACACCAGGACGUUGCCCCCCGAGCUUCAGAAGAGGCUUCUGUCACUCCUCUCUUCGCCAGUGGAGCAGCUUCAGGUUCUCAGCUCAGCUGUGCUCAGAGAGACGCUGCCCCACCCUGGUCAGGCGGAGAAUUAUGGCCAAGACAGCAACAGUCAGCUGAACAGCCACACAGCUGCCCUGCUCCUCUCUCAGGCUGCAUCCCGGGAUGAUCUGUCAGCUCUCUGCACUCAGCUCCUUCGGAGUCUGGAAUGCAGAUCCUCAGAGGGGUCGAUUCACUCGCUCUCACACACCCUGCCAGUUGUCAACACCAUCCUCACAUACAGCCCGGAGAGCCUCACCGAAGAAAACAUAACCCUCCUAAAUAAGAAGCUUGUUGAUUGGCUGCGCUAUGCGAGCACCACACAAGGCUGUGGGGCUUCCUCAGGAGGAUUCUUCACGGGAUCCAGGUCACGUCAGCCGCUGCCUAUUGCGGAGCUGGAUGGGACGGUGUCAGGAGAUUUCUUCACGGUGCUGUGUGUUGGUCAAGGUUUCACCGAAGACCAGUGGAUGAACGUUUACGCCUUUUCCAUGCUACGACACUGGCUCCUCACUUUCCACUCUGUGUCUGGUGGCGCUAUAGCAGACACCGCAAACAGGUUACAGCUAAGUCUCUCCCUCUCGCACUCGUUUUCUAAUGAUGAUCGAUCAGAGGUAGACGGGUCUGUGGUUUCCAUGGUUUCCGCCACAUCCACCUCCAGCCGCCUGCUUCCUCCAAAGGAGCGCCUGAGAGAGAAAGCCUUCCAGUACUGCCAGCGCCUCAUUGAACAGUGUGAUCGCAAGGCCCAGAGGAAAAUUGAUACAGAUUUGCAGAAAGCUUGUCUGGUGGAAGCGGUGUGUAUCCUGGACUGCGUGUGCCUAGAGGAUGCGUCCUUUGUCUACCGGGUGUUCCCGUGCAUUAAGGCGCUUUUUGGUCGUCUCAGCUCAGACUUGUCAUUCGCCAGAGUCCUGCUGCCAGUGGCGCAGUUCUACCUCAACCAUGGUGAAAUGGCUGCUGUAGACUGUGAUUCCUUGUGGAAUCUGGUGUUUGCUCGGUUCCCCGCUGAGCUCUUUAAUGACCCUUACUUGGCACACGAGCUCCUGCGCUUCUUGCGACUAAACCUCGAGAAUGUGCAACUCCGAGUUCCCCAGUACAUACGCCACUUCCCGAAUCUUUUUAAGUUUUUAGCGUGGGAAAGCCCUGCAGUCGUUGAUGACUUUGUUGAUUUGCUGCCCUCUAUGGUGACAUCCGGUAAUGCGCUGGAGCUCCUGCAUACUUUGUUAGACCUCCCGUGUCUCUCUGCUACUCUGGUCUUGCAACUGAGAUCAAUGUGUCUACCCAUUUCUGAUUCGGGAGGGCGGGGCCUCCCGUCAAUGGAUGCCUUCCGAAAUCCGUCUUUCCGAGCACUGUUCCUCUUCCUGCUUCGAAGUGAAGCAGGCUCAGGUGACACAAUUGACCGACUCGGCACGCUCCUUGAUCUGUUAUCCGAGACCGCCAAUUGGCCAAGGGUCGUUCAGUGCGCCCAGACCGUCCCGAUUUUGCUGCACAUUUUCUUCAACACAGUCAUCACAGUGGCUGACAAGACGCUUUUAGGCCAGGUGAUUUUGGUGAUGCUGGAGAGAAGCAGCCUCCUCCUCAACAUCCCAAAAUACACAACGGAGGUACACAGGGUGUUCAGCCGCCAGCUGAUGAGGCUGUGCAAACUCCACCCCUCUUUGGUCAUUGACCAAUCCCACGAGCUGCUGGAAUUUGCUGGCGCCACGCCCAAUGUUUACAGCAAACAAGAAAUCUACACACACGUGGUAUUGGUGCUUGGGAAUUACCUGUCGGUGUCAUAUGACUCUCGCUGCUCCGUGAGGCUCAUCACUUCCUGUUUUGAGACUUUGGAGGCAGUGCUGUUUGAGAUAACAUCAUCUUCACCGCCUCCCGGAGCGGGCUGCCCCGCCCCUCGCGUCAUCACCAGUCUCAUCAGCGCCCUUGCCAAGCUGGCGUCACGAUCACAUGACCUGAUACCAAGGGUGUCCCUGUUCCUCUCCAAGCUGAGAAAUGUAUCCAGAGGGGGGUCCGUUCCUUGGUGCGAUGACGAAGAGGACCUCGUUUCCAUAGUAACUCUCGGGGAGGAGUUGUGCGCCCUUCUGAAAACACCGGGCGUGGCCCAGAGUGUCCUGAAUCCACCGCCGCACGUCACCGCGCCCCAGUGGCACCAAGACACCAACGUGGCCUUGCCGCUGCAAUUGCGAGCGCUCACCAGAAUCACGCAGGCGCACACCUCGCACGCUAAAAGUCAACACACGCCUACUUCUCCGUCACCCUACACAAGCAAGUAAACAAAUGUCAAAAGUAAAAUCAUUUUCUGUAGCACUCUUUCAGUUGAGCGGAGCCUAUCCCAACUGACUUUGUGGCGGGAUGUUCCCACCCAAUCAUGGUACACAACAAUUCACACCUAUGGACAAUUUAAAGUCUUGAUUUAACCGAAAAUGGAUGUUUUUGGAAUGUGAGAGGAAAGCACAGAGAAAGGCCCAAGCCAAGACUCCAACCAAGAACCUUCGACUGACGUGCUAACCAAAUGCACCACUGUUUUGCCUCAAUGUACAAACUGUAAUUUGAUUUUUAGAUUGAUUUUUGUACUUUUUGUAAAUAGUUAAUACAGAGAACUGUGAUGACAAAUCAAUCAUAAAAAGACACGCAAACUAUUAGCGUAAUAUAUUA
Molecule: messenger RNA, 2998 nt
Organism: Syngnathoides biaculeatus (alligator pipefish)
Lineage: Eukaryota; Metazoa; Chordata; Actinopteri; Syngnathiformes; Syngnathidae
Gene: ap5z1
Product: adaptor related protein complex 5 subunit zeta 1
Exons: 18
Coding region: 106-2616 (836 amino acids)
Cellular component (GO): AP-5 adaptor complex
Source: RefSeq, a predicted model, not a curated record